Messenger RNA from Sorghum bicolor (sorghum), 961 nucleotides. Its product is annotated as probable glutathione S-transferase GSTU6. The transcript is spliced from 2 exons. The coding region runs from base 96 to 800 and encodes 234 amino acids. Gene Ontology annotation, molecular function: glutathione transferase activity. The record is from RefSeq and is a predicted model, not a curated record. Lineage: Eukaryota; Viridiplantae; Streptophyta; Magnoliopsida; Poales; Poaceae. Gene Ontology annotation, cellular component: cytoplasm. Gene Ontology annotation, biological process: glutathione metabolic process.
GCAAGUAUAUAACUCUCUGGCUGAACCAAGAGCUAGCAGAGUGGAAACAGAAGCUAAAGAAAUAGUUCAAACACAGAGCAUCCAGACACAGUACAAUGGCAGGAGGAGGUGAUGAGCUGAAGCUGCUGGGCAUGUGGGCGAGCCCGUUCGUCCUCCGUGUGAAGCUCGCGCUCAGUUUCAAGGGCCUGAGCUACGAGUAUGUCGAGGAGGACCUCCGCAACAAGAGCGACCUCCUGCUUAGCUCAAACCCAGUGCACAAGAAGGUGCCCGUCCUUAUCCACAACGGCAAGCCGGUCUGUGAGUCCCAGAUCAUCGUGCAGUACCUCGACGAAGUCUACAGCGCUGCAGGCCCUUCCUUCCUCCCCGUCGACCCUUACGAACGCGCCAUGGCGCGCUUCUGGGCCUCCUUUAUUGACGAAAAGUUCUUGGCGUCGUGGAUAAAGGCAGGCAGGGGCAAGACAGACGAGGAGAAGGCAGAAGGGUUGAAACUGACGUUCGCGGCCAUAGAAACCUUGGAAGGGGCGUUCAAGGAGUGCUCCAAGGGAAAGCCCUUCUUCGGAGGCGACAGCGUCGGCUACCUGGACAUCGCGCUCGGCGCCCUGGUAGCGUGGAUGCACACCGCCGAGGUGCGUCAUGGUCUCAGGCUCUUCGAUGCCUCCAGAAGCCCGCUGCUGGAGAAGUGGGUGGAGCGCUUCGGCAAGCUGGAUGAGGUCGUGGCGGUCCUGCCGGACAUUGACCGGCUAGUGGAGCACGCCAAGGUCAGGGAGGCUGAGGUUGCAGCAGCUGCUGCCGGAAACUGAACGGGACGCGUCUCUCGGUAGUGAGGCGGUCCAUAGGGUGAAGAAAUAUUUUGAUAUCUGUGUGACAAGGGAAAAUCAAAUACUAGACCGUAGGAGUUUGUACUGCCUCUACGUACGUUUUGUUUACCACUUCCUAAGUAAGGGAAAUUUUCACACACACA